GGUCCACUUCUUAUAAUAACUCAUGUGAGUGCAGGCGUCGAGGAGGUGGACGUUCAUAUUGAGGACUUCAUUUUCUUUUUUAGCACUUUUAGUGGAUCUCUGAGUUGUUUUAUUUGUUUGUUUUGUGCAGCAUCCCCUUGCCACCAUGAAUCCACCGUGUGGAAGAUGCAACAAACCAGUUUACCCUACAGAGAAAAUCAAUUGCCUCGAUAAGUACUGGCACAAAGGUUGUUUCAGCUGCGAGGUUUGCAAGAUGGCGCUGAGCAUGACGACCUACAAAGGCUUUGAGAAGAAGCCUUACUGCAGUAUGCAUUACCCCAAAACCUCCUUCACCAUAGUGACUGACACCCCUGAGAACCUGCGUCUCAAGCAGCAGAGCAUGCUCAAUAGCCAGGCGCUCUAUAAGGAGGAGUUUGAAAAGAACAAGGGGAAAGGUUUCAGCGUGGUGGCCGACACUCCAGAGAUGCAGAGAGUGAAGAAGACACAAGACCAGAUCAGUCACGCUCUUUACAAGGAAGAGUUUGAAAAGAACAAAGGGAAAGGUUUCAGCGUGGUGGCCGACACUCCGGAGAUGCAGAGACUGAAGAAGACGCAAGACCAGAUCAGCAACAUAAAGUACCAUGAAGAGUUUGAGAAGAGCAGGAUUCGAAGUGACGCGCCUCCUCCUGAAAACAGGCAAGAUUAUGAAAACCAGCCACAGACCCAGGAAAGAUUCAGUCAGCCAGGGGGACAAGUGCGACCUGCUGCUGUAGCACCACCUGCUGGAGGGAAGCGUUUCCAGGCCAUUUACAGCUACACGGCAGCAGAUGCAGAUGAAGUUUCCCUCCAGGAAGGCGAUCUGAUCUCAGACGUGGAGCCGAUAGAUGAGGGCUGGAUGUUUGGAUUCAACCAGCGUACGGGACAGCGAGGCCUUCUGCCCGCUAACUACGUCCGACCUGUGUGAACCGAAUCCACCUCUCUCAGUCAGCUGCUGCUCUGCGAAUCUGCUGUCAGAGACAACAACUCAGCUUCUAUGUGAACAUUGGAGAAAGCUAAUUCUUACACUUUUUCUGACUGACUCUGCUUUGCAUUCUUGACAGAAAUAUAACUUUUAAAUUUAGGUAAAGAUGAACUUUUGGGAUACAAAGAUGAGAUAUCUUGAUGCAACAGAACCUACAAAAGAGGAAGUAAGAGUAAAAGGUAAAAUACUCACGAAACGGAAGGAGGAUGAUAAAUAUAGCUACGGUUUCCUGUGCUGCUUCUCACAUGAAUAGUUUUCAUCUUUCUCGGGUAACAUUUACCUAUUUAUGUACAUUUUAUCUAGCAGUUUUAGCGCAGCUCUGACAGAAACUAAUGCUUUUAACUCUGAAAUAAUUGUACACUUCCAUGCAGUUGAACCAAGGAAUUCAUGCUUUGACAUUUUCUAACUCCUCCAACAACUUGUUUAAAGAGAGAUUCAUACAUCUAAUGACUGAAUCAUGUAAGCUGAUUUGAAUAAAAAAGUGAAAUCACCUGA
Molecule: messenger RNA, 1495 nt
Organism: Cheilinus undulatus (humphead wrasse)
Lineage: Eukaryota; Metazoa; Chordata; Actinopteri; Labriformes; Labridae
Product: LIM and SH3 domain protein 1-like
Exons: 8
Coding region: 146-943 (265 amino acids)
Cellular component (GO): focal adhesion
Molecular function (GO): actin filament binding
Source: RefSeq, a predicted model, not a curated record